Messenger RNA from Trichoderma gamsii, 1356 nucleotides. RefSeq lists its product as hypothetical. The record is from RefSeq and is a predicted model, not a curated record. Lineage: Eukaryota; Fungi; Ascomycota; Sordariomycetes; Hypocreales; Hypocreaceae. The transcript has a single exon. Bases 1 to 1356 code for a protein of 451 amino acids.
AUGAUCUUUUCGCCUCGGUUUACUCGCCUCUUGCUGCUGGUUUCAGCAUUGGCUUCAACCGUCUCAGCCUCGCCUACGAAUUCCCUCUUCGUCCGAGACUCUCAGUGCUCUGCUGGUCUAGAGUCCUGUCCUACGAGUUUACCCGACAACUUUUGCUGUUCUCAGGGAACAACCUGCCUACCAUUGGCUGGCGCUACAACUGCGCUAUGUUGUCCUACCGGCCAGACCUGUGAAAAGAUCCAGCCCAUUGCCUGCGACAUCAGCUUGCAGGAUCCAAGCAAAAACUCGCAAUCACCAAUCAAAACCAGCGUUUUCGACGUCUCGUUGGGGAAAUGUGGCGCGAACCUCUGCUGUCCGUUUGGAUAUUCCUGUGUUGGAGGCAACCAAUGCCAGAAAGACGCUGAUCAGAGCACAUCUCCACAGAGCGCCAGCUCUUCAACUACUGGUUCGCCCACAUCAACCUCGCCAGCAUCUGAUUCACCAACGUCACCUGCAUCGGCUACAUCAGCUUCUGCGUCAGCUACACCCCCUCCCGCUACUUCUAUCGUCGUUGCGCCAGUCACUACAGGAGCAGCGACGCAGCCCGCAGAAGAGUCUUCCCUCCCGUCUACCACUUCAUCACCGGACUCUUCUACGGAGACUACAAGUCCGGCCCCCAAAGCUUCGAACCCAAAGACAAUCUCAAUCGUAGCUGGUGUUGUGGGAGGCUGCGCCGUCUUGGCUGCGUUGGGAAUUAUCGCGUUCCUGUUUAUCCGCCGCCGCAACCGCUACAACGAGAGUGAAUACACUGAGAAGGCAAGCAUCAAACAUCUCGGUCCUGGUCCUGGUCCCGACUUCCAGGGAGGCAGCUUCAUCUCUGAUCCCAUUCUUCAGCCAAAUUCCUACCGCGCUGAUUUCAUCCGCAAAACUCCCUCCAUUAGGUCUUUUGUGAGCCAGAGACCGCCCCGGAUUUCUUACCAGGAGCGACACUCACAGCGACUUUCUAUCCCGAAUCCUUUCGACUCUCCCAACACCUCGGAUCACUCGCCUACCAAUUUUAACCCUUCUGUCUGCUCAGAGGACGACUUGAAUGCUCGUACGGGAGUCGUUGAGUCUGGAUCUCGAUUAGCUCCUAUCAGGGCUAUGAAAGCUUCCAGCACCCGACUCUAUCCGCAAGACAUGCCCAGAGACAGAGAGCCUAGCGGGAGCGAGAGCAUAAACGUGUUUGCUGAUCCCGUCAUGAUGCAAGGCAACUAUGACAGGCGCCACACUCAGGGCACGACCUUCACAGAUCUCAUGUUGGAGGCUGAUCUUGACGAUGUACGACGUGGACAUCCAUACCUUGUUCAUGAUCCCAUGCCCACUAAUAGGAUAUAA